Molecule: messenger RNA, 14669 nt
Organism: Myxocyprinus asiaticus (Chinese sucker)
Lineage: Eukaryota; Metazoa; Chordata; Actinopteri; Cypriniformes; Catostomidae
Product: protocadherin Fat 1-like
Exons: 26
Coding region: 1-13281 (4426 amino acids)
Biological process (GO): homophilic cell-cell adhesion
Cellular component (GO): plasma membrane
Molecular function (GO): calcium ion binding
Source: RefSeq, a predicted model, not a curated record
AUGGGCAAAUCCUGGACUAACCAUCUCCUAGUGCUGUUUCUGUGGAGUUCAGUAGGUGCCCAGCAAGUGGAAGAUGCGGUGCCCUUUCAGUUUACGCAUUCACUUUACAAUGUGAUUAUAUAUGAAAAUUCAGCACCAAAAACCUUUGUUGAAAGCCCCACUAAAAUGGGUAUUUCUAUGAUGAAUAAUUCUUGGGAUAUUUGGUAUGCAAUAGAAUCUGGGGAGCGUGAGAAUUUAUUCAAAGCUGAGAAGUACAUUUUGGGUAAUUUCUGUUUCCUGCGAAUAAGGACCAAAGGAGGGAAUUCUGCCACACUUAACAGGGAAGUAAAAGACCACUAUCUACUAACUGUAAAUGCUAUUGAAAGACACACAGGUGCUGAGGCGCAAACGCAAGUGAAAGUACAUGUGCUGGACAAAAAUGAUCUCAGACCUCUUUUCUCACCAAUUGCAUAUUCUUUUUUUGUAUCUGAAAACUCAGCCAUUAAAACAAGCAUUGGCAGAGUCUAUGCCACAGAUGCUGAUACAGGCACCAAUGGAGAGUAUUAUUUUAGUUUCAAAGAGUGGACUGACAUGUUCUCCAUUCAUCCAACCAGCGGGGUCAUAACUCUAACAGGCAAGCUGGAUUACUCAGAGAUGGCUCUUUAUGAGAUUGAUGUGUUGACUAUGGACAGAGGCCUGAAGCUCUAUGGAAGUAGCAGCAGCAGUAGCACGGCAAAGCUAAAGGUGCACGUACUGCAGGCCAAUGAAAAUGUACCUGUCAUCACAGCUGUCACUUUAACUCCAUGGAACACAACUAAGGAUCGCACAUUUGCUUUUGUGACUGUGGAAGACUACGAUGAAGGGCUAAACGGCGAGAUCGCCUCUUUGAGCAUCGUAGCUGGAGAUCCGCUCCAGCAGUUUAAGGCCAUCAGAACGGACCCUGGGAGCAAAGAAUACAAGAUCAAGGCCAUCAAGGAAGUGGAAUGGGAGGGAUACAGUUUUGGAUACAACCUUACCUUGCAGGCUAAGGAUAAGGGAAAUCCUCCCAAGUAUUCCUCAGCGAUAGUUGUCAGAGUGAGAUUGUCAAGUGAAUACACGGAGACACCUAAAUUUGAGAAGCACACCUACAAAGUCACACUUAGUGAGUUUGCUCCACCUCACUCCCCUGUUGUCAUGGUCAGAACUGUACCAAAACAUCCAAAGAUCAAUUAUGUGUUACAGUAUAAGAUGAAACAACACAAGAAUCCAUUCGUUAUUAACCCAAACACAGGGCUUAUUACCACUUAUGCACCUAUAAAAGCCAAAGAUGUCAGCCAGUAUGAAUUUGAGGUUGUUACGAGUGACAAAAGAGCUGCAACAAAAGUGAUCGUCAAUGUAAGUGACAUGAACAACAAUGCACCAAAGUUUCAACAGUCUAAUUAUAAAGCCAGUGUCAAUGAACAUGUGCCAAUAGGGACUAGCAUCAUAACUGUAAGUGCUACCGAUGAAGAUGACGGAGAAAAUGGCUAUGUGACUUACAGUAUUGUCAAUGCAAACAAACAACCAUUUGUGGUUGAUUACUUCACCGGUGUUGUAAGCACUGCUGAAGAUUUAGAUUAUGAGACAAUGCCCAGUAAAUUUUCUCUAAGGGUUCGAGCCUCAGACUGGGGGUCACCCUUCCGCCGUGAGGCAGAUGGUAUUGUUUCAAUCACGCUCACCAACCUAAAUGAUAAUAAGCCAGUGUUUGAGAAUAUCGACUGUGAUGUUACCGUGCCAAUAUCUCUUGGAGUUGGUGAGCAAAUAAUAGUGGUGUCUGCCAUUGACGCUGAUAUAGGUGUAGUGCAGUACAGAAUUGACAGUGGUAAUAACAUGAAUCUCUUUGACUUGGAUUCCAGCUCUGGGGUGCUGACACUUAAAAAGUCAUUGAAGCAAGGCGAUGCAGCAAAACAGUCUUUUUACAGCCUACAAGUAACUGCCAGUGAUGGAGAAAUGUCAAGUACUCCUAUGUUCUUAAAUCUAACAGUUGUCAGUGCUUUUAAACAUGUCCGCUCAAAAUGUGUAGAGACUGGGGUUUUGAGAUCCUUAGCAGGGUUGCUGCUUUUUGGCUCCAAACUAUACAGUCAAAAAGAACCAGACGAUGAAUUUGAAGACUUCCAUUCUGUUAACCGCAAUACUCCAAGGUUUAUUGAGUCCACUCCAACUGUAAUAGAAGUUAAAGAGAACCUUCCCAUUGGGACAAGCAUAGCUCUCCUCGGGGCUGCUGAUUCAGACUCUGGCUUCAAUGGGAAAUUACUUUUUGUGAUCUCAGGGGGAGAUUUUGAUAGUUGCUUUACAAUUGAAUCUGACACUGGGUGGCUUAAACUUUACGAACCACUUGAUAGAGAAAUAACAGACCACUACACUCUAAACAUUACAGUUUAUGACCUUGGAUUGCCACAGAAGUCCUCUUCUCACAUGUUAGACAUUAACAUUUUGGAUGUCAAUGACAACAGCCCAGAGUUCUUACAGCAGGAGUAUUCAGUAGACAUAACUGAAGACACUGCUGUGGGAACAGACAUCAUCCAGCUUGAAGCUAAAGAUAGAGAUUUGGGGGUCAAUGGAAUAGUUAAGUACUUACUUCUAACCAAAACAGACAAAUUUUCCCUAAAUGAAAAAACAGGGAUUGUAACUGUUAAGAGUCCACUAGACCGGGAAGCCAACCCAUCAUUUGUUUUGAAAGUUGCUGCUUAUGAUAAAGCAACUGAUGAGUCUAAAAUGGUAUCAACUGUGUUAUUGCACAUUAAUUUGGAGGAUGUGAAUGACAAUAUCCCUACAUUUAUACCCCAACAAUACCAUGUUCGACUGAGGGAGGACACUCCAGUGGGCACCUUAGUGCUCUGGCUAGAAGCUCAUGAUCCUGACCUUGGCCUGUCUGGACAGGUAAGAUACAGUCUAAUAGAUGGCGAAGAUGGAAGCUUUCAGGUGGACAAAGUGACUGGAGCUGUGUACCUCUCUCAAACUCUUGAUUUUGAGACAAGACAAGUAUACAAUUUGACAGCAAAGGUUAAAGACAGGGGCAAGCCAAAGUCUUUAUCCUCAUCCUGCAUUAUUCAAGUGGAGAUUGUGGAUGUUAAUGAGAACUUGUACCGCCCUUCCUUUCCAUUCUUUGUGGACUGGGGAGCUGUUAGUGAAGAUGCCCCUGUUGGCUCCUCUGUUAUGAAAGUUACUGCUCAUGAUGAAGAUAUCGGCAGGGAUGGAGAGAUCCGCUAUUCCAUACGAGACGGUUCAGGCCUUGGAGUGUUCACGAUUGAUGAAGAGAGCGGUAUUAUAAGAACACAAGAGAUCCUGGACCGUGAAACCACAAGUCAUUACUGGCUGACCAUCUAUGCCACAGACCAGGCAAUUGUGCCGUUUUCCUCAAUUGUGGAAGUCUAUAUCGAGGUUCAGGAUGUCAAUGAUAAUGUGCCACUGACAACAGAGCCUGUUUACUAUCCUUCUGUGUUUGAGAACUCUCCCAAAGAUGUCUCUGUCACCCAGAUCCAAGCAUUUGACCUUGACUCUAAAUCAAGCGUUAAUCUCUCUUAUAAAAUUACCAGCGGGAAUCCACAGGGAUUUUUUGCCAUAAACUCUCAGACAGGUUUGGUGACAACAACAUCACGAAAACUGGACAGAGAAAAGCAAGCAGAGCAUAUUCUUGAAAUUACUGUCUCGGAUGAUGGCAUUCCGCCCAAGUCUACCGUGGUUUGUGUGAUAGUCAAAGUGUUGGAUGUGAAUGAUAACAGUCCUCAGUUCCUGGAGAAGAUAUUUAAAAUCAAGCUGGUGGAACGACCAGAGGCAUUCCAAUGGGAGCCAAUUUAUCGAGUGAUUGCUUUUGACAGAGAUGAGAGCCCCUCCUCUGAUAUCUCAUAUAGUAUAGAAGAGGGUGAAGAGCACAGGAAAUUCUUCAUUGAGCCCAAAACAGGGUUUGUGUUCUCCAAAGAAGCUAUUUCAGCGGGCCAGUAUCAUAUUCUUACAAUUAAAGCGUCAGACAACGGGCAGCCUUCGAAGUCGUCAGUCUGUCGGUUGCACAUUGAGUGGAUUCCAAAGCCUAAUCUGCCUAAACAGCCGCUGCUGUUUGAGGAGAUUUCGCUCUCAUUCUCUGUGAUGGAGAGUGAUCCUGUGGCCCAUAUGGUGGGAGUCAUCAGCACACAGCCUCUUGACUCUCCUGUAUGGUUUACAAUCAGAGGUGGGAACCCUGACAGCCAGUUUGAUGUGGAGAGGGCGAGUGGCACAAUCAUCAUUGCCGGAGCUCUAGAUGCUGAAUGGCAGUCAAAUUACAAUCUCACCAUUGAAGCAACAGAUGGAACAAGAUCCAUCAGCACUCAGGUCACAAUUCAAGUUAUUGACACAAAUGAACAUCGACCUCAGUUUGGCCAAAACCAAUAUGAGAUAAGCAUUCCAGAGGAGACCAUUCCUGGGAUGAAGAUACUGGAAAUAAAUGCAACAGACCGAGAUGAAAAGUAUAAAUUGUCCUACACACUGUUGAGCAGCACAGACCUUUUUAAUCUGAAGAAGUUUCGUCUUGACCCUGGGACAGGCUUUUUGUACACCACAGAAGAACUAGACCAUGAAACUAUGCACAGACAUGUCCUCACUGUAAUGGUUAGGGACCAAGGUUUCCCUGUAAAGAGUAAUGUUGUGAGAGUGAUCAUCAAUGUGGAAGACAAUAAUGACAACGCACCGUGGUUCACCAGCACUGAGUACAUCGCUCGUGUGUUGGAGACAGCUGCUGUUGGUUCAUCUGUGUUACAGGUCACUGCUCUGGACAAAGACAAAGGCCUAAAUGCUGAAAUCCACUACAGCAUAGAUUCAGGAAAUCAUGGAAAUUCUUUCAGCAUUGAUCAGUCUUCUGGCAUCGUAACAGUUGCAAGAGAACUUGAUCGUGAAAACAGAAACAAAUAUGAGCUGGUAGUAAAAGCGUCAGAUAAAGGAGAGCCUCCACUCAGUGUGGUAACUGCUGUCCAGAUCACAGUUACCAUCUCAGAUAAUAGAAAGCCAAAAUUCCCCUUCAAUUCAAUAUCAGCUGAGGUCAGUGAAUCUGUCCCUAUUGGGAGUUUUGUAACUCUAGUCUCAGCUUUCAGCCAGUCAACCGUCUUCUAUCAAAUCAAAGAAGGAAAUGUGAACGGUGCAUUUGAUAUCAAUCCAAACUCUGGUGCUGUUGUCACAAGGAAAAAGCUGGACUUUGAAAGCCUUUCGUCUUAUGAACUGAUUGUACAAGGUACAGACAUGGCUGAAAUGUCAAGCAGUGUGACAGUAAACAUUCAAUUAAAGGAUGAAAAUGACAAUGCACCUGUUUUCACUCAACCGGAAUUCACUGGCUUUAUCAGCGAGUCAGCCGCUGUAGGGAGUGUGGUUCUGACCUCUCAGAAUGCUCCACUUUUGGUUCGUGCAACAGAUGCUGAUAGGCACACAAAUGCCAGACUUGUCUAUGAGAUUAUAGAGCCAUUCGCUCAUAACUAUUUUUCCAUGGAUUCUGGGACAGGAGCUAUUCAAAGCAUCAGCAGCCUAGAUUAUGAGCUGAGAAAGGUGUUUAACUUCAGAGUACAAGUCCAUGACAAUGGCACGCCACGCUUAUUCUCAAAAAACACUACCAAUGUGACAAUCCAUGUCAGUAAUGUCAAUGACUGUGCUCCAAAAUUCAGUCAGGUUUCAUAUGAGACAACAGUCUUCCUUCCAACCUACAAAGGGGUGAGAGUGAUAACAGUAAAGGCUACAGAUGAUGACUCGUUGCCAGACACAAAUCUACACUUUGCACUUGCAGAUGGAAACAUAGGAAACAAAUUCCUGAUUGAUCCAAUUUCAGGUGAUAUUUUUGUGCAAAAUGCUACACAGCUUCGCAGUAGGUACAGGCUGAUAGCCAAAGUUUAUGAUGGAAGUUUUACUGGCUCUGCAAUUGUCAAAGUCACUGUUAAAGAUAAAAAAGAGGACAAUCUGAGGUUCACCCAGGAAAUGUUCACUGCCUAUGUGCAGGAAAGCUCAUCAGAGAGGAAAACCCUGGCAAUCCUCUCUGUGGUUGGCAAUAUAAUCAAUGAACCUUUGUUUUUCUCUAUUCUCAACCCUAAUAGCAGAUUUGAAAUAGGACGCACAUCUGGAGUGCUUUUCUCCACAGGUAUCCCAUUUGAUCGUGAAGAGCAGGAUUUUUUUGAUAUCUUUGUGGAGGUUACAAAGGAGUCAAAGUUGAAUGGAACUGCCCAUGUGCUUGUGAGAGUGCAUGUUGAAGACGUAAAUGAUAAUGCUCCUUUGUUUGUAGACCAGCCCUACAGUGCUGUUCUGCAGAUCGAUAAAACAGAAGGUUCGGUUUUCAGGAAGGUGACUGCCAUGGACAAAGAUGUUGGUAAAAAUGCAGAGGUUACAUAUUAUUUAAAAGGGCAUGAUAAAUAUUUUCUGGUAAGCCCCUCUGGAGAAAUAUCCCUUAAAAGACCUCUUGAACCAGAAAGCAUUGGCAAGUUUGUCCUCAACAUUACUGCGCAAGAUGGCGGUGACCCACCUCUGUUCUCAAAUGCAGAUGUUUUUAUUUCAGUGGUGAACAGAGCCACGCCAGUGUUUGAAAGAACUUUGUAUAAGAUUGAAAUCCCAGAGAAUGUGCAAAUACAUACUUCCAUACUGCAGGUUGUGGCCAAGUCUGCAGGACCUCGUACAGUGUACAGCAUUUGUGGGGGAAACCCUUUCAGUCAGUUCUCUAUUGGCUUCAAUUCAGGACUCAUCAAAGUCAUCCAGCCAUUGGAUUAUGAGGCUCAUCCUGCAUAUCGAUUGAGCAUCCAGGCCACAGACUCUCUAACCGGGGCUAACUCUGAUAUAUUUGUAGAUAUCAUAUUGGAAGAUGUCAAUGACAACGCACCCAAAUUUGAAGCAAGAUCAUACAACAUCAGCAUCUCUGAAUCUGUUGUAAUUGGAACUUCUGUUUUACAAGUGGUAGCCAUGGAUUCUGACACAGGAAGCAAUGCGAUAGUGUUUUAUCAGUUGUAUGAAAAGGGUGGAACUGUCUCGGAUCACUUCAGAAUAGAUGGGGAAAGUGGAGUCAUUAGGACUGAAGGGCUGUUAGACCAUGAAUCCCAAUCACGGCAUGAACUGAUUGUAAAAGCAGUUGACGGAGGACCAUUUCAAAUGUCUGCUGAGGCCCAAGUGAUCAUAUAUGUCACUGAUCUUAACGACAAUCCACCUGUAUUUACACAACAGCUUUAUAAUGCUACCAUACAUAAGAUUUCUCUUCAAGGACAGUUUGUGACUUGUGUUAAAGCUUAUGAUGCUGACAACUCUGGUUCCAGUCAGCUUGUGUAUUCAAUUUUGUAUGGAAAUGACAACAACUUCUUUGCCAUUGAUGCAGCAAGUGGGGAAAUUGUUAUUGCAAACAUUAGCCGACAGUCUCUUGAGCCCUUCUAUAGCUUAAUUUUGUCAGUUACUGAUGGUGUUUUCAGAGGUACUGCGGAGGCAAACAUCUAUGUAAUGGGUGAGAAUAACCAUAACCCAUCAUUUACUCUAGAUGAGUAUCUUGUAAAACUUGCAGAGAACUCUCCAGUUGGUACAUUGGUUAUACAAGUAGGAGCCAUUGAUGAGGACCUGGGGAUGUAUGGUCAGUUGACAUUCUUUAUUGUAAAUGAUAUUGCUAGAGAUAAAUUUACCAUCAAUGCUGAUGGGCAGAUUCACACUGUUGAGAGCUUUGACAGAGAAAACCCAGGAGAGAAAACAAUGUACAUCAAUUUAAUGGCUAAAGAUGGUGGUGGUAAAUUGGGCUUUUGCACUAUUGUUGUAAUUCUCUCUGACGUGAAUGAUAAUUCACCCAAGUUCAGGCUUUCAGAAUAUAAAGCUACUGUUCUAGGAGAUGCUCCCAGAAGCACAACAGUGAUCAAAAUAUCUGCAAUAGAUGAAGACGAGGGCAGUAAUGCUGAUAUAAUUUAUACUAUUGACUCCGAUAUAGGGCACUUUGAAAUUCACCCCCUAAGUGGUGUGAUUGUCACAAAGGAAAGUCUAAUUGGUCUGGAAAAUGGCCUGUAUUCCUUCUUUGUGAAGGCUAAAGAUUCUGGAAGCCCACCAAAGCAAUCUAUUAUUCCUGUUUCAAUUAGAAUACUUCCUCCCGGAAUGUCAAUCCCAAAGUUUGCUGAACCAUUACUUGGACUGGAAAUUUCAGAAGACCUGCCUGUCGGAAGAGAGAUUGAUAUCUUCCAAGUCAAGGAUGAGCAGUCUGUAAUCUAUAGUCUUGUCGCGGGGAACACCCCAGAGAGUAAUAAAGAUGAUGUCUUUGCCAUUGACAGCAACACUGGAAAGCUUAGACUCACAAAACGACUUGAUUAUGAAGCUACCAAAAGUUAUCAGCUCACCGUACAGGUCCAACACACUGAAGAGGGCAUGGAAAUAGUCUCAACAAUGGAUGUGAGUAUUAGUCUCAAGGAUGUCAAUGACAACAGCCCUCAAUUUGAGUCAUUCCCUUACCAGUCUUGUAUUGUUGAGAACCUACUAAAAGGAACUUCUGUAGUACAGCUCAGGGCCACUGAUUUGGAUUCUUGGCUGAACGGUCAGGUCUCUUAUCGUCUGCUUGAAAACCAGGAGAACCCUGAAGUACUGGAGAUGUUUGCAGUGGAUAGUGAAACAGGCUGGAUAACCACUCUUAAAGAGAUAGACAGAGAAAAGAGAGACAGAUACAGAAUCACAGCAGUGGCCACAGACAGAGCCCAGAGGCUACAGAUGACAGGCACUACUGUCGUGGAAAUGACAGUUGUGGACACAAAUGACAACCCUACAUUAUUUACUGAAGCAGUAUUUAAAGGCACUGUGAGAGAAGAUGAAUCCACACCAGGCACAGUUGUCACCAUUCUAAGCUCCACUGACUUUGACAGUGAGGAGGUCAACAGGAGGUUCAGGUGCUUUAUUACAGGUGGAGAUCCACAGGGCCUGUUUGAUGUGAAGUAUACAGAUGGUGUUUGGGCAGUUGCUGUCAGGAAACCUCUGGACAGGGAGGAGAGAGAUUUCUAUCUUUUAAACAUCACAGCCACCGAUGGAACUUUUGUGACAAAGGCUGCUGUAGAGAUCACUGUCCUUGAUGCAAAUGACAACAGUCCUGUUUGUAAGAUGGACGUGUAUGCUCAAACUGUUCCUGAAGAUGUACCUGUUGGAAAACACAUUUUUCAAGUGUCAGCCACUGAUGCAGAUAUCCAGUCAAAUGCGGAAAUCACAUACCAGCUAAGUGGCAGUGGUGCUGAAUCAUUCAAAAUUGAUUCCAAAACAGGUUUUGUGAGGACCCUGGUAACCCUGGACAGAGAGAUGACAAAUAUGUACAACCUAACUGUUCGUGCAGUAGAUGGAGGCAACAACUUCUGUGAAGCUGCUGUGGUCAUUGUGAUCGAUGACAUUAAUGACAAUGCCCCCAAAUUCACAUCUGACCCACAUCAUGUGAGCAUUUUUGAGAAUACACAACCCGGGACAUACGUGGCACAACUAGAGGCCUUCGAUGCAGAUACCGGGAUGAAUGGUAAAAUACGUUACUCAUUUGAAAACUCUGCCGGAGGUCUGUUUUCUAUUGAGGAGAGCUCAGGGAUAAUCAGUUUAGAAAGGUCCCUGGACAGACAGACAAAAGCCACACAUGUACUGAAGGUGCGUGCCACAGAUCAAGGCUCUCCCCAUAGACUCUCAUCACUGUGCUCUGUGGUUGUGACUCUGCUGGACACAAAUGACCAUCCACCGGCAUUUGAGCACAGAGACUAUGUUUCCACAGUCCCUGAGGAUGUUGCGAUAGGUACUAAGCUUCUGACUGUUUUUGCUGCAAGCAGGGAUAGGGAAAUGACUUCCCAGACAACCUAUGCCAUCACCAAUGAGCAAGGAGCUUUCAGCAUUGACUCACAGACAGGUAACAUCUAUGUAACCAAGCCACUGGACUAUGAGGUUGCUCCACAGCACUACCUGACAGUGAAGGCCACCGCCAGAGGGAAACAGUCCCUCAGUGAUACAGCUAUUGUUACUGUCCACCUCCUCGACAUUAAUGACAACAGCCCUGAGUUCAGCCAGAAUGUCUAUUCUGCUGUAGUCAGUGAGGACAGCAGGCCAGGGAGCAUAGUGCUAACAGUACUAGCGAAUGAUUUUGAUGGACCUUUAAACAACCGAAUCCGCUACUCCAUUAUGGACGACAACCAGACCUGCCCAUUCAUCAUGGAUGCAGGCAGUGGUGAACUGAAAGUGGCCCAUCAGUUGGACAGGGAAAAGGUAGUGGGAUACACGCUGACCGUGCUGGCCUCUGACAAUGGAAAUCCCCCCAAAUCCAGCAGUGCUGCAAUCAACAUGGUUGUCUCUGAUGUGAAUGAUAAUCCACCUGUCCUCUCUCAGGCUAACUACAGUCUCAUCAUCCAGGAGAAUCUGCCUUCAGGGGUGAGUGUGCUACAGCUAAAUGUAACAGACAAUGAUUCUGUCCAAAAUGGGCCUCCUUUCUCCUUCAGUAUUCUAAAGGGUGAUGAGACGAUGAGCCCCUUCACUAUAGACCAGCAGGGUGUGAUCAGGACAGCAGGACCACUGAGAAAGGGCCAGCACAUUCUGAAAGUGCAGGUGUCUGACAAUGGAAGGCCCCCACUGAAAUCAACUACAUCUGUCUGUGUGCUUGUAGUACAGGCGAGUUUGUAUCCUCCAUCUGUGUAUUCCCUGGAUGUUUUCAUCACACUCUUGGAAGAUGAGUAUUUAGGAGGCAAGCUGGGAAGAGUCCAUGCCACAGAUCAAGAUGAAUAUGACACACUGGCAUUCAGUCUGGAUCCUCAGUCCAACAGCCUGUUCAAUGUGGUUGCCACGGAUGGUAGAUUGCUGGCCCGCAGAGGCCUGGAUGUGGGUCAUUACCAGCUCAAUGUCUCAGUCAGUGAUGGACGUUUCUCAGCCUCUGUCAACGUCACAGUACACGUGCAGCAGGUCUCCCAGCAGAUGUUGGACAAUUCUUUGUCUCUUCGCUUCAGUGGCAUCACCGCAGAGGAUUUUAUCCAGAAUCACUGGAGGAGCUAUCAAAGAGCAGCCCGCAGUGUGGCGGGAGUCCGCAGGGGUGACAUGCAGCUGAUCAGUCUGCAGACAGAAGAAGUCAGUGGCAGCCUGGAUGUUCUUUUGUUCUUCGAGAGAUCAGGAAAAGGUGCCAUCUCACUGGAAGCCCUCUUUCAGAAGAUCAACUCCUCCAGAGAAGCCAUCAGAGAGAUGACAGGACUACAGGUAGAGAGGGUUGUAAACAGCCAGUGCUUGAGCUUUGAGUGUCCUGGUACCAUGUGCAGGCGAGUGGUUCUACUUGACCAGACCAGCAUGUCCAUGCACAGCACUGCCUUAGUGAGCUAUGUCACACCCAGACACCUCAUCUCAGCCAAAUGUCUGUGCACAGAUGGAAAAUGCCCAAAGCAGAUAAAAAGCUGUGUGAAAAAUCCAUGUCCAGAUGGCUAUGAGUGUUUGCCAGGCAUCGGGGAAGACAAGCACAGAUGCAUAUGCACAGGUGGUACCAAAGGCAAAUGCUCAGGAGGAUCUUCUAUGACAUUUAGUGAAAGCAGCUACAUUAAAUAUGGCCUAAGAGAAAGCACUGGAGAAGUGAAGCUGACGCUCUGGUUCAAAACUCUCUCAAGAGAAGGAACAGUCAUGUUUGCCAGAGGAAAAGGCAAGAGCAUUCUAGAGAUAGUGGGAGGCAGACUGCAGUUCCAGUUUGACUGUGGCUGGGGUCUUGCUACAGUUUCUGUACACAGUGUCCUGGUGAAUGACGGACAGUGGCACACGGCAGAACUGGAGGUGAAGGGUAAUUAUGCCAGGCUGGUCCUGGAUCAGCUCCAUUCUGCAUCGGGCAUUGCACCCGGCCCUCUUCACUGCCUCAACCUGGGCGACCAGGUGGUCCUGGGUGGACACACUAACCGUUCUAGACCCAGACGCAAUCUGCCUGCAUCAAAGAGCCUACUGGGCUGCAUGGAUUCAGUGGUGUUUAAUGGACAGGGACUCUCCUUGGACUCAGAUGGUCUGUUGGGGGUUGCAAUUGAGGACAUGGUGGGAGUUUCUCCUGGCUGUGUCUUCUUCCCAUCAUCUCCAAACUGCUUCAGCAAUCCCUGCCUCAACGGAGGGAGCUGCUUAAUGACACAGAGUGGAGGUUAUUUCUGUAAAUGCAGCACUGGAUAUUCUGGAACUCACUGUGAGGUCAAUAUCAAUCCAUGUGACUCCAAUCCCUGCUUGUAUGGAGGAACCUGCAUUCAGAGUAACCUGGACUACUACUGUAAAUGUAGAGGCCAGUACUCAGGUCAAAGGUGUCAAAUAGGACCAUACUGCAAAGAGAACCCAUGCCAAAAUGGAGGGCAGUGUAUAGACAGUCUUGAUGGACCCAUCUGUGAGUGUGAGCCAGGAUUCAAAGGAGAAAGGUGCAUGAUUGAUAUAGACGAGUGUGUGGACAGGCCUUGCUUCAGUGAUGGCCAUUGUGUCAACACACAUGGAUCCUUUAACUGCUCCUGCUCAGCGGGCUUCACCGGGAGACUGUGUGAGAUGGACACAGAAGUGAGGAACCAAUUCGUGACGUCAUCUUGGAACUCUUGGCUCGGAGAGCUGGUUGGAAUGGUGUCCUUCCUGACAGCCAUUUUUGUACUGGCACUUCUCUUCUUUAUAGUGUGGAAUGGCGCCUGCAAGUCUGGCAAGAAAGAUAAAGAUCCUGACAAGUACAAUGCCGUUGAUUCUUAUAAUCAGAGGUCAAGUGUAUACAACCAGGCCCCAAAAUGUUCCUUUCCAGACAAUCCACCACAGGUACCCGUACGACCCAUCUCCUACACACCUAGCAUUCCUGGAGAGACUCGAAACAACCGAUGCUCAAUGCCUGAGUUCUCCUUUACACCAGAUCCACUCUUUGGUCUUUGGAAGACUGUAGCUGUGUGUAGUGUUACACCUAACCUACCCCACUACAAAGCUUCCCAUUCUCUUGUGGAAAAUGAUUCCAUACAGCAAACAGAUUGGGAGGAGUAUGAUGAAAAAGCUCUUGACUUGAAUUCCUGUUUAGCAAUGGAGGACGACAGUGUUCCCCAUGGUAAUAGAGGAUUUCGGUCGGUGUGCUCUCUCCAAUCAGACUUCAUGGAUGACAACAGCCAUCACUGGGACACCUCAGAUUGGAUGCACAAUGUUUACUCUCUUGGAACCCAAGGUUUUCUCCAGUGUGAAUUUGUGCAAAUGCACACCACGCCUGACAUUCUUCAGGACUAUCUUUCCGGAGGCGAUGACAUUGAGAACUUCCUGCCAAUUCCAGAUCUCCCUUUUCACAAUGAAAGGUCUGCAGUUCUAGGGUACGUUGAGCAGCAUAUCAGGCCAGAGGUUGACCAAGUCAUCCACCCAACAGCAAGGUAGCAAAUCCCAUGUCCUUCAGUCAACGCCCUAGCCGUGACUACCCACAUGAAACAACCACUGGAAUGCCUCAAGGCUCACUAUGAGGACCUAUUGAAAUUCAGGCAGGCACACCUGAUUCCUCAAAAAGUUCUGUGUGAGACCCCAGGCACCCUGCCCAGUAUGCCACACUCUUUAAAUCUUUAUCCCACAUAUGUGCCAGCUAGUGGUUAGAAAUUCAAUUCUAUGUGUGACUUAGUGACUGUUAAAGACUUGAUGAAGCCUUGGCUGGUACCAUCACCACAGACUGAGGUGUGACUGUGGGGGGUUUAUGUGCUCCUAUUUACAACCACAAUUAGUCCCUCAUGCAGAACCAUCUGUCUUAAUCAAGUCAACACUCGUAUGGUAAAAUAUUUCACUCUAACAUGCCAUUCCAGAUUGACUUUAAAUCUGCACAAAGUAAAUUUUUGGUUUAUACUGCACUAGCUGACAUGACAGGGGUCUUGGACUAUACUGACACCUAUUGGCGUAGACACGGUAUCACACAAAUGUAAAUGUUUUGGUUACAUUUUAGAAACAUGUUAUUUGCAGUCAGCCAUGAUGAAUUUAUUUCAUGAGCAAAGGUGUCAGGAGGGUAACCAAGAUAAAGUGAACAAUAUUUAGCUGGUCAAAUCAUCUUAAUAUGUCAGUUUUAAAAGAACAGUUCACCCAAAAAUUAAAAACUCGCUCAUCAUUUACUCACCCUCAUGCCAUCCCAGAUGUGUAUGAUUUUCUUCUGCUCAACACAAACUAAGAUUUUUAGAAGAAUAUCUCAACUCUGUAGGUCCUUUCAAUGCAAGGGAAUGGUGACCAGAAAUCAGAAAGCAGUCCAAAAAAGCAGAUAAAAGCAGCAUAAAGGUAAUACAUAAGAUUCCAGUGGUGAAAUCCAUAUCUUCAGAAGCGAUAUGAUAGGUGUGGAUGAGAACUAAAAAUCUUUAUUAUAAAUCUCCACUUUCACUUUCACAUCUGAAUGUGAAAGUGAAGGUUUUUAGGAAAAAAGGACUUAAAUAUUGAUAUUUUUCUCACGCACACCUACCAUAUAGUUUCUGAACAUAUUUUCUGGUGAACUAUCCCUUUAAGUUGGGAUUUACUUACAUCAAACAUCAUUGGUUAUUGCGUGUCUCAUAACCAGAACGUCAUGAGGAAAAAUCACUGAGUGCACCUUUGAAAAUUUGUGUUAAAUAUUGUUUUUUCCCUUUGUUCAGGCUAACAAGAGUAAGUACAAUUUUGUCAUUGAUACAAUCGUAUGAUAAUUGUACAGGUUCUGGUAUGAAUUAAAGACAGGAAAAUUCUUAAGUGAUCAUUGUUUGUAAAUGACUGGUGUCCAUACAUUUGCUUCUUCUCAUAUACUUUUUUAAGUGCUGUUAAUGUUA